UGAUAGGGGGAGGGCUGGGGCUGGGCCUCUGGGCUGGACACACCCUCGGGUCACACUGGGAGGUAGCCUGGUCAGCUGGUCCCAUCGCUGCGAUGACCAGAGCUGUGUGGGGCUCACAGCGGUGACGGGCGGCUCUCCCAGAGACUGGGGACCCUGUGAAGAUCUUGCCCUUGGGCACAAAGCAAGGAUGCGUGAGAUCGUACACAUUCAGAUCGGCCAGUGUGGCAACCAGAUCGGAGCCAAGUUCUGGGAGGUGAUUGGCGAGGAGCAUGGGAUCGACUGGGCCGGAAGCUACCGCGGGGACAGCGCCCUGCAGCUGGAGAGGGUCAGCGUGUACUACAACGAGGCCCAUGGUAAGAAAUACGUGCCCCGAGCAGUCCUGGUGGACCUGGAACCUGGGACCAUGGACAGCAUCCGAUCCAGCCGACUGGGGGCCCUCUUCCAACCGGACAGCUUUGUCCACGGUAACUCUGGGGCCGGCAACAACUGGGCCAAGGGCCACUACACGGAGGGGGCCGAGCUGGUGGAGAGCGUGCUGGACGCGGUGCGCGCCGAGGCCGAGGGCUGCGACUGCCUGCAGGGCUUCCAGCUCGUGCACUCGCUGGGCGGGGGCACGGGCUCGGGGAUGGGCACGCUGCUCCUGGGCAAGAUCCGCGAGGAGUACCCCGACCGCAUCCUCAACUCCUUCAGCGUGAUGCCCUCGCCCAAGGUGUCGGACACGGUGGUGGAGCCCUACAACGCCGUGCUGUCCGUGCACCAGCUCCUGCAGAACUCGGACGCCUGCUUCUGCAUCGACAACGAGGCCCUCUAUGACAUCUGCUUCCGCACCCUCCGGCUGGCCACGCCCACCUACGGCGACCUCAACCACCUGGUGUCCCUGACCAUGAGCGGCGUCACCACGUCGCUGCGCUUCCCGGGCCAGCUCAACGCCGACCUGCGCAAGCUGGCCGUGAACAUGGUGCCCUUCCCGCGCCUGCACUUCUUCAUGCCCGGCUUCGCGCCGCUCACGGCCCAGGGCAGCCAGCAGUACCGCGCGCUCUCAGUGGCCGAGCUCACCCAGCAGAUGUUCGACGCCCGCAACACCAUGGCCGCCUGCGACCCCCGCCGCGGCCGCUACCUGACCGUGGCCUGCAUCUUCCGGGGGAGGAUGUCCACCAAGGAGGUGGACGCGCAGCUGCUCGCCGUGCAGACCAGGAGCAGUGGCUGCUUCGUGGAGUGGAUACCCAACAACGUCAAGGUGGCCGUGUGCGACAUCCCGCCCCGGGGGCUGAGCAUGGCGGCCACCUUCAUCGGCAACAGCACGGCCAUCCAGGAGCUCUUCAGCAGGAUUUCUGAGCACUUCUCGGCCAUGUUCAAGAGGAAAGCCUUCGUGCACUGGUACACGGGCGAGGGGAUGGACAUCAAUGAGUUUGCCGAAGCCGAGAGUAAUAUCCAGGAUUUGGUGUCCGAGUACCAACAGCUUCAAGAUGCCGAAGCAGUUCCGGAGGAGAAGGAGGAGGUCGGGGGCGAGGCAGAAAGGGAACCAGGAGAUAAGGGACAUUAACCGCGAGAGAAGCUGCGCGAGGCUGGCCGCGGCGUGGAGUCACGUCCAGUGUUCUCACCUAGGAUGAGUGAGUCCCCACGGCCGUCCCCGGCCAGUUCUGCACCGUAGCACCGCGACCCACACGCAGCCACCCAGUAUUAGCUUCAACACAGGACUGCGCGGGUGGGGAAGUACUGAUGGGCAGUAGGGUCUUCUGCUGGCACCGACUAGCCUUGAAGAGCUUCAUAUCCCCUGCCCACUCUAGUCGCUUCUUUUUAAUAGCCAGGUGAAUUUAUGGUAAAGCGCUCCCUCUGUUUAAAGAUCUGGAUUGGCUAUUUGCUGUAUGCCUAGCACCGCGCCAGGCAUCAGGGCUCCACACGUGAACGCGUGGGGAGCCACUGCAGUUGAGGUUAAAUUGUAAAUGCUUUAGCUACGCUGGUAAGCGUCCCGGAAUCUGUACUUGGCAUCCCGGGCUGCUAAGGCUCUUCCUGCAGGUUCUCUCUUAACUCGCUGCCCGCAGCCCACCUGUUCACACCUGCCGGCCUCCAGAAAAGCCAGGUGACUGCUUGGUGUGCAGGAGGUUCGCAGAGGUAAAUGGGCUUCAGCGUCCACUAAAUUGUGGAGACCGUGUGUACAUUUCAACGUACCAACUGCAAAGGGCAAAAGGGAGGAAAGGAGAGUGGCAUUCCUUCCCACAAAUACCCGGGCAAAAAAAAUAAAAAACAAAAAACGACAAGCAAAACUCGAGAACUCCAAUCCUCUGAUCUUUAUGUCUGAAGAGCUAGCUUUUAACAUAGGUGUAUUUACAUACUUUUAAGUUUCUUACUGAUGUUUGAUUCUGAGAAUUCAUUAAUCAUCUUUGGUUUUCCUUGUAAAGGUUAUCUCGAAAUGCCCUUUUCACUUUCAUGCGGCGAUCACCUCCUGAAAGCUCUCUGUAGCCGCUCUGUUCUUUAAAAGGGCACAGGCGCGCUCGGCAACCAUUCAAACGGAGGAAUUAAGCAGCGGUGGCUGCAGUGUCCUUCGCAGUUACGGAAGACAUCGUCUCAUUAGGGAACUUUUACAGUUCAAAUUAAUUUGCAGAAGUUGCCAUAAAUGUUUGCAUGAUCAUGCAGCUUUAACCAUUACAUGAUUUUAAUCUGCUCACAUUACAACAGGACCAGAUACACAAAAGCGUAAUCAGAUCAUCCAUAACUUCUUAAUUACAGUUUACCUAUUCCUGACAUACAGCACUGCCAUCCCUUCCAGUGCCGCAAGGGUUUUAAUGGCCUUCUAGAAUUACCACGGAGCUGUCCUAUUUGAUCCAUGGGUAGCUGGCGACAGGAGGAAAUAUUUACUUGCAGGCAACUGGAUUUGCUCUGUAAUCUGCAGUAAUGAGGUAGCCGGUGAAUGGGUGACAGCAGCUCAUUUUGAGAAUCUUCACUCUUUUCAUGUAGUCUCAUGAGGAAAUAACUAAAACAUGUACCAAGAGAAAAUUGUCUCGCUGUUGGUAUCAUGACAAGUCUUCUAUUUCCAGAAUUACAAAAAUAAAUAAAUAAAUAAAUAAAUAAAUUUAAAUACUUUCUACUUGUGGUUCAAAAAGCACUAAAAACAAAAGUAGCUUUAAAAGUAGAUUUACGGAACUGCACCUAAACGACUCCUAGUUUGAAGUUCAUAACUUCCUUAGAUGCUAAAAAGACUUAUAACCUGCGAUUACAUAAGAAUUUACACACGAUUCCUCUAGCACUUUUUUUCACUUUCUCAAACCUGAAAAGGCAAUUAAAUAGAUGCAAGAAAGGAUAAAGAUCUAAAUUUAAAAAAAAAACCCUGCUGAUUUAUAUUACUGUAAAGAUUUUUGUUUGCUCAACAGUAAUCAUUAAAAUAAAAGAAAUACAAUUUUAAAUGGCUAAAUUGCUUUAUUUCAG
Messenger RNA from Delphinapterus leucas (beluga whale), 3423 nucleotides. It is a transcript of the gene TUBB1, whose product is annotated as tubulin beta 1 class VI. Gene Ontology annotation, cellular component: microtubule. NCBI's taxonomy places the organism in Eukaryota, Metazoa, Chordata, Mammalia, Artiodactyla, Monodontidae. Gene Ontology annotation, biological process: microtubule-based process. The record is from RefSeq and is a predicted model, not a curated record. Gene Ontology annotation, molecular function: GTP binding; structural constituent of cytoskeleton; GTPase activity.